Messenger RNA from Uranotaenia lowii, 6287 nucleotides. RefSeq names its product protein virilizer (gene vir). Gene Ontology annotation, molecular function: RNA binding. The transcript has 5 exons. NCBI's taxonomy places the organism in Eukaryota, Metazoa, Arthropoda, Insecta, Diptera, Culicidae. The coding region runs from base 245 to 5827 and encodes 1860 amino acids. The record is from RefSeq and is a predicted model, not a curated record. Gene Ontology annotation, cellular component: RNA N6-methyladenosine methyltransferase complex.
UGCGCCUAUCUUAUUAAGAGAGCCCAAUUCGCUACCUAUUCGUGAGUGCCGCGCGUACCGCUGUUCAUAAACAGAGUGUGUCAACCGAAAAUUAGCCGAUCGGCAUUUUGUUUCCGAAUUUUUCACCAACUCAGACGUGGCCAAAUUAUAAAAACGAUUUUUACUGGUUAAAAGAUACCAAAUCCGGUCCGUUUUAGCGCUAAAGUUACCGAAUAGCGACUUACUACGCGGAAAGCCUGAAAAAAUGGACGACGAAACACCGGAAUUGCUAUUUUUCGACACCUUUUCUCACGAUACUUACGAGAAAUUGAACCUUGAUUUGGUUCAGUUCCCGAAGCCGGUUUAUAUCACCGAGGUGCGGAUCAUCCCGUUAGGCGCUCGGGUACAAGCUGAUUUCCCCGGGGGUGUCCGGCUGGGAGCUACCAAUCCGUCUCAGUUCAAGAUUGAGUUGUUCGUCAACGAUUUGGGGAAGCCGGGUGCUCCGACGUUCGAAUGUUUGGGUGAUUUCGACUACAACCAGAACAACUGUAUCCACCUGGAAUGUGGGAAGCCGGACGAUGGUGCCCGUCGGAUUCCAACCGAUGGACUGGUGCUGAAGGGAUACUAUACCACCAUAACGUUGGCCGUUUAUGGGAUACUGACGUCUAAUAUUGCGGAACCGAUUGUGUCUCCGCGGGAGACGACUCCGCAGCCGGAUCAGGUACUUCCAGUUGAAGUUGGCAUAGGGGUGGAUGUUCCGAUUGGAAUAGCGGAACCGGUGAACGUUCAGGAGUGGCCUGAGGAACCGCCACCGGUGGUUCCAACCGAAGUUUUCGUCCAGAAAGAGUAUCCGGAAGCUGAUGGAGAGGAUAUUCCAAAGGACCCCCGCAUGUACGGUAGAAGACCGGCAGCUGGUCCGGUUCUGGCUAGUCCAGCUGAACCGAAUUCACCGAAAGCUCUGGACCGUGUUCCAGCCCCGGAUCAUCUCGAUGGUCGUGGCAAACGGAUUUCCCGUUCUUCGGAGCGGCAAAUGCAUUAUGAACCGACACUUAGAUCCCGUGGCCGGAGUCAUGAUUAUUCCCACUCUCCGGACUAUCAACAGCAGCAGCAACAAGCGAAACGUGACUGGUCCCGUAGCCCGGAUUAUGGAAAUCGAGCCCGGGGUCGCAAUCGAAGCGGUUCCUAUGAUCGGGUCCGCCGAGGAACUUCCCACGAAAAGGACGAUCGCCGUAGACCCCGUUCGCCGAUUGAAUCCCCCCGGAGACCACGCAGUCCUGAUACGAUGGACAACUCAAGCUAUUGGGAUGAAGAGGACGAUCUUCCGCAAACCAAGUACGAGAAGCGUCCGAUUCCGAUUCCAUUAAAACCACAUCAACAAACCAGCAGCCCUACCUCUGCUUCUGCGACUCCGGUAGAUUCACCGGCCCUAAUCCCACCGGAAGAAGACGUCCUCUCUCAAACCGAACAAUUUGAACCAAUUUUAAGCGAUGAGGAAAUCACAGAGGACUACGAUUACGAGAUGGAGUACGACUUACCGGGAGAAUACUACAAAUCCUUCAAUCCGUUCCAAGCCACCCUCAAAAAGUUCAAUCCGGAGGAAGAACUGCAACCGGGGGAGCUUCCCCCGGAACAUUCCCCCCGGUCGGUGGUUAAACAUUUGGAAAAUUUGCUACGCAACAAUCGGUACACCGGCAAAACGACGGCCGAAUUUGGGUCCGAAACGGGUGAUUUUAAGGAGGGUUUUGUCGAUUACACUGAACAGGUUGUAUUGCUGUUGAAUCAAAUUUUCAUACAGGACGAGUGUCGCCAACACUACGAGCAAAUCCUCGACAGUUGGAUCGGGCAAAAAAGCGAAGCCGUUCACAUUCUCCUGAAUUGUAUCAAACUCGGCCUGGACAUAGAUCGGGCUAUGACCCAACCGCAGCCAGCGUACAAACUGCGGCACAUGAAGGCGGGUAUCCGCCUGACGGAAUUUCUCGGUUCGACCGAGCCCUUCAUCAAGCUGGUGCUAGAACAGGAAGAUUUCAACAUCUUCGAUCGGCUGCUGGGACUGUACUCGCAGAGUUAUAUGGCACUGUCGAUUAAGUUGAUGAUUAUCCGAACGAUUUAUGCCUGUUUGGACACGAAACGAGGGCUGGAUUACUUUUUAAGCCCGGAAUACAAUGGGUACCAGAUUUUGUUGGACCUGAUUCAGGAGAACCCGUCCAGCAGGAUAAGCUUUGCAUUGAAAUCGCUACUGAAGAAGAUAAAUAUUUAUGAGAACUUGGAUUUGAUUCGUAGCAGCGUUGGUGAUAUGUACGCGACUAGGUUGGAACCUGGGUUUAAACCGGAUCCGGCUACGUUGGCGGUUUUGGAAAACUGUUUCAUCGAAGUGACUAAAGCGAUUACGUUCGAUGCGAUUUCUUACAGUCAACCGAAGAGAUUCUUGCCGGUUUCUGCGAAGUUUGAGAUCCACAAAGACAUCCGUUCGUCGUUGAACAGCAACCGUAGUUUUGUGGCAUUUUUCUCGGUACACAAUUUGGUGGAAACGUUAAUCUAUUUGCUUGAAAUGAAGCUGCCAAGUUCGUCACUGAUGGGGUGUGUUUACGAUCUGUUGGCUGCUCUUUUGGUUCGGGAUCAAAAGCUGCGUUAUUUGAUGGAAAAUGUCGAACUGGUAAAUGUGCUUCUGAAGAUUUUGUUCCAACAUUGUCCGGUUGGGGAAGAUUCGCACCCUGAGGAUUUGAUCCAUGAGCUUACCAGAGGUCAGCAGCUGGGAGUUGAGAUGGCCUACAAACUGCAGACGAUGUACUAUUUGAAUGCUAUCGAUUACUGUAGCAAGAGUCCUGAUAUUGAUCAACUUGUGGACCAUCUACAAUCACUUUUCGCUUUGUCGAGCGGGUUUGGGAAGCGUUAUGUUGUACAGGUAAUCUGCAUGGAGGACAACAUAAAGAUCUUUUUAAAUUUGAUUGAAAGUGAAAAGCGUGCCUUGAGCAAGGAUGGCUCGCCGGGAUUGAAACACAAGAAUCCGGUUCUAAGCCUCAGCGUUGAUUUGGUCGAUUGUGCCGUUAGACACUGUGGAAACGUUGGAUAUUUGGCUCAUCACGGGGAAAUUUUACUGAACCUAGUGAAGCAACAUGAACAGUUCGAAUCCUCAGUCAGUGCAAUGUUGCAGGAAAUGGCCGUCUACUUGAAACCGUUGGAAAUCCACGCAAUAUUCUCCUACGAGGACAUUAAUCCACUGAUUGAACUUAUCAAACGCAGCUUGGAAUUUAUAACAACUUUUCCGGGGGAUCUGAUCAUGUCACUGAGAUUGCUUCGUUUCCUAAGCAUUCCUGAUUACGAUCUACAAGGCCAGCCACCACACAUUGAGCUUAAGUUCAAAUACACAAUACUGCAGUUCUACGCCGCUGAUGGCAAAGGACUGUUGAUAUCGAUUCUGGAAAAACUUAACUCCUAUUUCGACCAACCGGCAAUUCACGCUUCAAGUUUGGCCAGUACCCAAGGCAUUCUCUUAACACAAAUCUUGAGUCCCUUGAUGGAAGUACUAAGAAAAAUCAUGACCUACCUAAUUGAAUGCCGUAACACCGAGUUUAAGGACCUCACCAUAAUUGAACCGCUGUUAAAAACUUACGCACUUAUGCAAAGUGUUCCAACCGGUGCCACUGCUAUCGACGAAGCUCGUAAAAUCCAGAAGGACAUCAUCAAAAUCCUACUCACCUUUACGCAGCCCACACCAAUGGAUGGCCUAGAUACCAAUAACAUCCACAAAAGUCUCUGGACCCAGAUGGUCGGAGAACUGAUCAAAUUCAUCCUCUACGGACCCAACUAUUUCAUACCAGGGCUCUUAGUGUUCUCGGAACUGCUCCCUUUGCCUCUCCCCAUCCAAUGUCGUCAGCAACUUAGCCAGACCGAAAUUACCAAGCUUAUCAACGAACGUCAGCUCUGGUCUGCCCAUCUACAUCCCCAGUCACCGGCCAUUGCCGAAAUGAUUCAAACCAUCUGCCCCUCGAGCUACACCCCGCUACUGGUCAUCUUCAGCCGAGUCUGUCUGCAACUGUCGGAUCUGGCCCCGAACAUGACACUCCUUAUUUCGAAAGCUAUCACCGACCUUAUCGUCCAAGAAUCGCUGCUCUCAGGUGGCCUCGCCAGCACCUCUCACGCCCGUUUGUUCAGCUUCCUCGGAAGCUUGGUUUGCCACCCAUCCGUAAAAAUUUCCGUUCUCUCCAUCCUCUCGGGACGCAUCAUGGAUCUGAUGACCAACAUCCUGCUGAAUCCAGGACAAACGCCGGCCCACCAGCAAACCCAGGAGAACAUCUACAUCGUGUUCCAGAACCUAUUGGAUUCAGAGUUUUCGAUGAUGUUUGAAAACAUCUCGCCGUUAAUGCAGCUGGCUUGCUCUCUGCCGACGAAGGAGAUCAUCGAAAGUUGUUGCUCUACCAUUGUUGAGAAUGUGGCCCGGGAGGACAUUGGAGCGGGGGUGUUUUCCGCUGCCAUUCGGACUGUACUGCUGCUGGUUGAGCAUGACAUCACACUGGUCACCUUCCUGGUGGCACUGGAGAAACGCAAGGAUGGCUAUCAGACCACAGUUCAACGCUUCCUCGACAAGGCUCGAGAACAGCCGGACAACUUCCGGCCAGUCUUCGUGCUCCUAGCCGAGUUCUGGCGCUCGCUGGUAAUGAUUGACGAAACCGCACUUUUGGUUUACAAUCUGCCGAAGCGUACCAUCAAAUUGAGCCCGGAACAACUGGGAGCAUUCUUCUAUCGUCCAGUCAUUAAACAGGAAGGCCAGGAGCCAACACCGGAAGAACCGAUCGAGUGCACCCGUUUGUUAAAGGAUUUAUUGACCAUAUUUAAAACAGAAAUUAAACCAUUGUCCGUCGAGCCACAGGAACCAGAUUGUGAAGAAGGGUCUCAACCUGCUCCUCCGAUCGUUUCGACUCCACCGGACAACCUGGAAGAGAAUCUCACCUUUUUAAUCGAAUAUCUGGGUGACGCUACCCCGAAGAUAGACAAUCCAUUUGAUUUUGGAGCUCUGGACCCGUUACCCCAGGCCGAAGGAAUUGUCACUCAGUAUUCGUCGCGCAGCGUUUUUGUGGUGAGCGAAGAGUUCGAGGAUCAACUAAAGGCCAGCUUCUGGUUGAGUUUCUCGCCAUGUGAGGAAGACCUCGAGCGGGAACAAAUUCCGUGCGAUUUGCAGGAGCUAGCCAAAACCUGUUUAACCGGAGAUAUCAAUCUUACUUCGGAUUGCAAGCGAUUGUUGCAUUUGUCGGCAUCACCUCACUCGAACCGGGAUCGGGUUGCCACGGCUCCGUGCUUCCGCACUCGCCGCGUUGAAGUGGAACCCAGCACCGGACGACCGGAGAAGAAGAUUUUCGCGACUCCACUGCGCGGACGUGGCUUCACCCGGGCUCCGAUUACCCGGGGAGAUUUGUUCCGCUCACGCCCUCCAAACACAUCACGCCCACCUUCCCUACACGUCGACGAUUUCUUGGCCCUUGAAACCUGUGGCGCUCAACCAACCGGUCCAACUGGAUACAACAAACUAUCGCGGGACAUCAUUUCCAAUCGUGGAAGCGGCCGGGGACGUGGUCGAUCGUUUUCGGAUCGUGGCGGAGGACGAUCGGGCUCCGGAUCCGGGGGUGGAUGGGGUCAGGGUGGUGGUGGUGGAGGAGGAGGAGGUGGCGGAAACAGCGGCUCCGGUGGUUGGUCCCAUUCUAAUGAUGGCCCCUCGGGAUCCGGUGGUGGUGGCAAACAUGGCCACUAUCGGGAGUCGCAGUCGCAGAAUCAUUUCGGAGCACCGCACGUUCGGUCCCGUUCUGGGCGGGGCUUCAACCGGUAUGGAGGAAGGCCGUACUCGAGACCCGUUUAAGGUUACAUACAUUUCAUUAUUUACUUAUCAAUGUUUUACUAGUUUAUCGAAAGUUGACUGGUUCAUUUUUUUCUUAAAAUAAACAACAUUCUUCGACUGUUAUACAGAAUACAUCAGAAUUUAUGGUAAAUAGUUGCACACUCAAAUCUUCUGUGUAAACCCAACAUAAGUUUUAUGUAAUGACCUUCCUUUUUCAGUCUUUGACUUUGUUUUUUCUUAUGAUUUUGUUGAUUCAAAGCCUAACAUUUUGCAGUUUGUGGUUCUUCUUGUAAAAGACUCGGAGAAAUGCACAUUUUGACGAAACAUUUGAAAUUGAAAAUAAAAGAAGCAAGGUUAAAGUGAACCUGUCACAUCGAAUAUUACAUCGAUGAUUGAUGAUAAAAUUUACCCUCAUUAAACGUACACUUAAUAUUUGACAUUGUAUGAUUAUCAGCAUUUUUAAUAAACUCUUCGUGAUUAA